Aureococcus anophagefferens is the source of this 2241-nucleotide messenger RNA. RefSeq lists its product as hypothetical. Gene Ontology annotation, molecular function: protein binding. Bases 1 to 2241 code for a protein of 746 amino acids. NCBI's taxonomy places the organism in Eukaryota, Pelagophyceae, Pelagomonadales, Pelagomonadaceae. The record is from RefSeq and is a predicted model, not a curated record. The transcript has a single exon.
AUGCCAACAACGGCCACGGUGCGCUUCGACGCCGCGCAAGUGCGCGCGAGCGCCGAGCUCGACUCGCCCGUGAUAAACACGCUGGAUAGCGGCUGCGAAAUCGUCAUCGUCGAGACGGUCACGCUCGCGUCCGGCCGCGAGCGCGUGCGCAUCGACGCGCCCGUCGAGGGCUGGCUGUCGCGCAUGUUCGUCGAGGACGACGACGCGGACGACGGCGACGCCGCGAGCUCCGGGUCCUCGGCGCGCUCGGAGGCCGCGUCCGACGACGGGGCCGCGUCCGAGCCGGCGUCGCCCGCGUCGCCGCGGCGGCGGCGCUGGCCCCGCGGCGCGCCCCUGUCCGCGGCGGCGCGCGGCCGCGUCGCCGCGCGGCCGGGCAACGGCCGCUGCUACGACUGCGGCGCCGCGCUCGACGGCCUCGCGUCGGCCGACGGCGAGGCCGCCUACGGCGACGCGGGCCGCGGCGUCGUCGUCUGCGGCGCCUGCGGCGAGCGCGCGCGCACGCUGCGGCACCUGGAGCUGGACAACUGGACGCCCGCGCAGUACGCCGCGCUGCUGCUCGGCGGCAACGGCACGCUGCGGGCCUACCUCGACCGCCACGGCGCGUCCGGCGCCGGCGUGUCCGCGCCGUUCGUCUACGCCUACGCGGACGCGCUGGCCGUCGCCGCCUGCGCCGCGGCGCGCGUCGACCUGGGCGUCGAGGAGCCCGAGGCCGCGGCGGCGGCCGCGCGCGACCGCCUCGCGGCGGACGCGAACGUCUCGCGGAACGCGCGGCUCGUAGCGGGCGCGGGCGAGGUCCGCGCGGUCGUCGCAAACGCGAAAACCCUGGGCCUGGGGCUCGUCGCCGCGCACGGCGGCCGCUGCGCCGUCCGCGCCGUCGCGGCCGCGUCGCCCGCGGCGCGCGCGGGCGUCGCGGUCGGCGACUACGUCGUCGGCGUCGGCGACCGGCGGGUCUGGCGCUACGGCGACGCGCUGGCGGCCCUGGGCCGCGCGCGGGGCCGCGGCGGCGACGUCCGCUUAUUGCUGCGGCGCCCGGCGGGCGCGCCGCGGCCGCCGCCGCCGCCGGAGUCGCCGCCGGAGUCGCCGGGCUCGCUCCCGGCGCCGCUGCCGUCGUCGCCGCCGCCGCCCGAGGAGGCGGACGAGGGCGUCACGGGCGGCGGGCCGGCGCCGGAGGACCCGGACGAGGGCGUCACGGGCGGCGGGCCGGCGCCGCGCGACGAGAUCGACGACCUCGUGGCGGAAUUCGAGGACGAUCUGGUCGCGGAAUUCGUCGACGGCGAGCGGGGGGACCUGCCCGCGCGCCAGCGGCGCGGCGACGACGGCCCGCUCAAGGACUGGGCGACGGUGACGGAGUCGAGCUACGGCAGCCACCAGAAGGUGUCGAGCUACUGGGACGAGUCCGCCGCGGCGACGCCGAGCCCGCCGGCGAAAGCACGCAAGGCGCCGGCGCGGGACCGCGAGGCGCCGCCGCGGCCCGAGCUCCGGCCGCCGUCGCCGGAGCCGUCGCCGGAGCCCGUCGACGCGCCGCUCGCCGACGACGCGCCGCUCGCCGAUGACGGCGAGCCGCUCGUCGCCGUCGCGCUCGGCGCCGGCGAGCCCCUCUGCGAGCGGCUCGAGCGCGACGGCUCGGGCGCGCGCGCCGUCGCGCGCGUCUUCGGCUGCUUCGGCGCGCCCGACGGCGCCGCCGUCGUCGGCGUCAACGCGCGGCGCGACGCCGUGUCCUACGACGUCGUCGUGUCGGCGCUGAGCGACUUCCGGCGGCCGCUGCUGGUCUUACUCCGGCCGCGGCCGCCCGGGUCGCCCGGCGCGGCGCCGCCGCCGCGCUACGACGAGGAGCGCCGCGUGACGCUGCCCGCGGGGCCCCUGGGGCUGCGCCUGACGGACGCCGCGGGCGCGGUCCGCGGCUCCUACGCGCGCGUCGACGCCGUGGCCAUCGGCGGCGCCGCGUGGCGCGCGGGCGCGCGGGAGGGCCUCUGCGUCGUCGCCGUCGACGGCGUCGCCUGCGGCGGCCACGCCCACGCCCUCGCGUUGCUCGAGGAGGGCCGCCGGCCCUGCGUCGCCGUGCUGCGGCGCGUGAAGCUCCGCGCGUCGGCGCCGGCGGUCUUCCCCAGCGCGGACGACGUCGCCGCGCGCGUGCCGGGCCUCGUGCGGCGAAGCGCCGCGGCCGUCGACGCGUUCGUCGAGCGCGUCCGGGGCAUGGAGCCCUUCACGGACGCCGCCGCGGCGCUUAGUCAGUCUUCUUAG